UUGGUCUGCAAGUAAAAUAGUUAUUUAUCUCAAGAUUUUAAAAAUUUUUCAAAAAAAAAUAAUUUUUAGUGUAAAAAUAUGAAUUUCGAUAUAAAUGACGAUGAUCCUUAUGAUGAAGAAAUUAUACUAAGAAAAAGAAAUACAACGUCACAAAGGAAAUCGCAACCAUUAUGGGAUUCUUUUGAAGAUCCACCACCAGAAGUAACAUCUGGUUCUUUAGCAAAUUGGAAUAAAUUUGGAGCUUUCUUGAAAUUUUUAAAAAUUAUAACAUAUAUUACUGUUUUUAGUAUUAUAUUAGUUUCUAGUAUAGUAUCCAAAAACACUUAUAUAUUGAUGACAUCACAGCUUCAACUUGGACAUAAUGCAAGAUAUUGUGAUAUAAGACAUCCUGAUACAGAAAAAUAUGCAUUUAUACCAGAAAAACAAAGAAUAUCUUGGGUAUGGACUCUAAUAUUUUCAUUUGCUGUACCUGAAAUUUUUACAUUUUUAAGAGUAGCAAGAGUAUGCUUCUUUAAAAAUGUAAGAUUUCCAACUGUAAAUGAAAUGGUAUUGAUUGGUGGAAUGGAAACAUUGCAUACAUUUGGAUUAGCUAUGUUAACAUUUUCAGUUUUACCAUUAUUAGAUUCUGCAAGAGGUCUUAUGUUAGCUAAUUGUGUAUGUUUAGUUCCAGCAAUAAUAGGUUUAUUUUCUGGAAUUGGAUUAAAUUGCAAAUCGUUAUUGUUUUUUAUUCUUGGUGCUAUUGCAUUAUGUGCUCAAGUUACAGGAUUUUUAGUAUGGCCGUUUUUGGGUGGUCAACCUCAACUUUGGUUAUUAAUUCCAGCUUUAAUAUUAAUAUCUUUUCGAUGGUGGGAAAAUUAUUGUGCUGGAUUACCAUCUAGUUCAUUUUUAAGGUACUUAGUUGAAAUAAGACAACAAUUAAUUGAAUGCAGGCCUUAUAUUUAUCUUUUUGUGGCACCAUUUAAAAUUAUAUUCUUUGCUAUUGCAUCACUUUUACUUGAUGGUCAAAAUUUUAAAUCAUAUUUUGAAUAUUUUUUAUCGGGAUGGUAUCAACACGAUAUUAUUAUAAAAAAUAAAAUUCCAUUGUUUACGGAUCAAAAUACAACUGAUUCUGAGUUCGAAAAAAUUAAGUCUGAACCAAUGGCGCACAUCUGGAUUUUCAUAAUUCAUAUUUUUACAUCAUAUUUAUGUUAUAUAACGGCGAAAUUUGCAUGUAAAAUUAAAAUACAAGAAUUUAGUUUUGCGUUACCAUUGACAUUAGCUGGACCAUUUUCAUUGGGUCUUCUAUUAUCAUUAUCUGGGAUACGUGAAAUGGAUGUAUGUGUUUUUCAUAAUUACUUUCCAGAUUACUUGGCAUUUAGAGGAAUUCCUAUUUAUAAUGUUUGGAAUUAUAUAUUGGACGAAUAUAUUUAUGUGUGGGUAAUAUGGUGGAUAUCACAAUUAUGGAUAACAAGACACAUUUGGAAACCGAAGAAUGAUCGAAAUGCAUCUACAGAAAAAUUAUUUAUUUGUCCAUGGUAUUGUAGUUUUCUUAUUGAUCAAUGUAUUUCAAUGAAUCGAAGAGUUUUAGAUCAAGAAAAAUUUGUUGAAUAUAUGGAUUCUGUUACUUUUGUUAGUCCAGAAAAUACAAAAUCUAGUAAAAGACGAGAUUCUGAAAUAAAAUUAAGUGAUAGUAUUCCACAGCUAAUAGUAUGUGCUACUAUGUGGCAUGAAAAUGAAGAAGAAAUGAUGGAAUUUUUAAAAUCUAUCUUACGUUUAGAUGAAGAUCAGUGUGCUAGACGAAUGGCUAGGAAAUAUUUAAAUAAUGGAAAAUAUGAUGAAGAAUAUUAUGAAUUAGAAAUAAAUAUAUUCUUCGAUGAUGCAUUUAUUAUUGAUAAGAGAUGUGAAGAUCCUGAAAAUCCACCAAUAAAUAUGUUUGUUAAAAGUUUAGUUGAAAGUAUUGAAAAAGCAGCCGAAGUUGUUUAUAAUACAAAAAUUAAAAUAAAACCUCCAACAAAAAUUAAAACACCAUAUGGUGGACGUUUAAUAUGGACAUUACCUGGUCGUACAAAAAUGAUUGCCCAUUUAAAAAAUAAAGAUAAAAUACGUCAUAAAAAACGUUGGUCACAGGUUAUGUACAUGUAUUAUUUAUUAGGAUUUCGUAUAAUGGAAAUGGAUGGUAUAUCACCAAAACGUAAAAUUGUAAUUGCACAAAAUACAUUUAUAUUAGCAUUGGAUGGUGAUAUUGAUUUUCAACCACAAGCUGUACAUUUACUUAUUGGACGUAUGAGAGUUGAUCCAGAUUUAGGUGCUGCAUGCGGUCGUAUACAUCCAGUUGGUAAAGGUCCAAUGGUAUGGUAUCAAGUAUUUGAAUAUGCAAUUGGUCAUUGGUUACAAAAAGCAACAGAACAUGUUAUCGGUUGUGUACUCUGUAGUCCUGGCUGUUUUUCAUUAUUUCGUGGUAGAGCAUUAAUGGAAAAUAGUGUAAUGAAAAAAUAUACAACUGUAUCAAAAGAGGCAAGACAUUAUGUACAAUAUGAUCAGGGUGAAGAUAGAUGGUUAUGUACAUUAUUAUUAAAACAAAAAUUUCGUGUUGAAUAUUCAGCUGCAUCAGAUGCAUAUACACAUGCACCAGAAAAUUUUAAUGAAUUUUAUAAUCAACGUCGUCGUUGGGUACCAUCAACAAUCGCAAAUAUAUUUGAUUUACUCGGUGAUGCAAAAUUAAUUGUUAAAAAUAACAAUAGCAUAUCAACACCAUAUAUUAUAUAUCAGGGUAUGUUAAUGGUUGGUACAAUAUUGGGGCCUGGUACAAUAUUUUUAAUGGUUAUUGGUGCUGCUGUUGCAGUAUUUUCGGUUGAUAUAUGGACAUCAUUUAUAUAUAAUGUAAUACCUGUAGCUGGAUUUAUGUUAAUAUGCUUUUUUAUGAAACAAAAGUAUCAGUUGAUAGCAGCUUUUAUUAUAAGUUCAUUGUAUUGUUUGGUGAUGAUGGCUGUUAUUAUUGGUAUAGCAAUUCAAAUGUUAGAGGACAGUAUAUAUUCCCCAACAUCACUUUUCUUCCUUUCUGUUGUCUUGCAAAUAACUAUCACAGGUGUUUUACAUCCACAAGAAUUUGGAGCAUUAUGGUGUGGUAUAAUUUAUUUUAUUACUAUUCCAUCUAUGUAUAUGUUGUUAUUGAUUUAUUCGGUUUUUAAUAUGAAUGAUGUUUCUUGGGGUACCAGAGAUAUAAAACCUCCACAAGAUCAACAAGAGGAUAAAAACAAAUCAAAUUUAAAUGAUAAAAAAAUGUCUAAAUUUCAACAAUUAUUUUAUAAUUUAAAACCAAAUAAAGAUGAAGAAGGAAGUUUUGAUUUAGCAUGUUCUGGUUUAUUUCGUUGUAUGUUUUGUACACAUCAAAAGACUAAUACAACUGAAACUCAAUUACUUUUAAUAUCAGAAAGUCUAACAGAAUUGAAUACAAAAUUAAGAACUCUCGAAAUGAAAUUAUCUGGGGAAAUUGUGGUUAUGUCGCAGCCAAGUGAAGAAAAUAUUCAUGAAGAUCCAAAUAAAAAAGAAUCUGAAGAAAAUGAAAAAACUCCUCCAAAAGAAGAAAUAUAUGAGCCCGGUUGGUUAGAUGAUCCAUUAUUAAAUGAUUUCCAAAUAUCAGAUUUAUCACCUCAGGAAACAAAAUUUUGGGAAAAAUUAAUUGAAAAAUAUUUACGUCCUUUAUUCCAAAGCGAUGAUGAUAAAAAUAAAGUGAAAGAAGAAUUAAAAGGCUUACGUGAUAUCGUCUGUUUUGCAUUCGUCAUGAUAAAUGCUUUAUUUGUUUUGGUCGUUUUAAUUUUACAGAGUAAGAAAAGUGUUUUGCAUUUUAUUUGGCCAUUUCAUGCAAAAGAUACCAUAACAUUUAAUGAACGACAUGAAGUGAUGAUUUUUCGAGAGCAUUUAGAAUUGGAUCCAAUUGGUUUAUGUUUUGUUUUAUUGUUCGGUUUAAUUUUAUUCAUUCAAUUUGUUGCAAUGUUAUUUCAUCGUUUUGCAACAAUUUCACAAAUAUUAGCAACAACACAAUUAAAUAUAUUUUGUUGUGGAUCAAAUGAUGAUGAUAAUGAAGAUACUUUUAUUGAAGAAUUGCGUGGCACAACAGUUGAAAUUGCUAAAAAAUCACAGAAACCAAAAAGAAUUGAUGAAGAUGAUUCCGAUGUUGAAGAUAAUUCUGAUGAACCAAUUCGUAGAAAUACGAUAUAUAGAUUGACUUCUUCAAAAGCAUAUAAUGAUCCAAAAGAUUGGAGUGAUUUGCAAACGAAUUUUGAAAGAAGAUUUGAAGCAGGUAAACUGAAGUAUAAUGAAGUACCGUUACGCCGUAAAACAAUAACAAGGCUUGAAAAUAAUCGAAAAUCUGUAAUUGAACGCCGAAGAACUGUUUUGAAUGAACGCAGAAAUAAUUUAUUAGGAAAUGGUUACAUUAAUGGAAAUGAUAAUCCAGCUUUUGUAUCUGACUAUAAAACGGAAUGAAAUUAAAUUAUUUACAAAAUAAUAUAAUUUAAAUGAAAUAUAAAAUAUAACAUAAUAU
Molecule: messenger RNA, 4522 nt
Organism: Condylostylus longicornis
Lineage: Eukaryota; Metazoa; Arthropoda; Insecta; Diptera; Dolichopodidae
Gene: Chs2
Product: chitin synthase chs-2
Exons: 17
Coding region: 79-4464 (1461 amino acids)
Cellular component (GO): cell septum; cell periphery
Molecular function (GO): chitin synthase activity
Source: RefSeq, a predicted model, not a curated record